Messenger RNA from Danaus chrysippus (African queen), 1347 nucleotides. NCBI's taxonomy places the organism in Eukaryota, Metazoa, Arthropoda, Insecta, Lepidoptera, Nymphalidae. The record is from the annotation of a GenBank genome assembly.
AUGCCUGGGUUACGUAAGUUAAGAAUUGGUUUUUUGAAUCCAGGAUCUCUGGGGACACACCAUGACGAAUUCAUGCUGGCUAUUAACCGCCAUGAUGUAGACAUUAUGGCCUUAAAUGAAACUUGGUUGAGAGAGGGUGAGGAAGGGCGAGCACCAAAUAUCCCGGGAUAUCGUUUGCGCCACAAACCGCGUCCUGCUGAAGUGCGCGGCCGUGGUGGGGGUGUGGGCUACUAUAUUAGACGAGGAAUAACAGCACGAACCCUCAUUCAAUCUUCAACAUCUCCGGACAUAGAACAAAUGUGGCUUAGUGUGAUCGUGGGAGGGAAAAAGUUAGUGAUCGGCACUGCAUAUCGACCUCCUUGGCUAAAUCCAUUUAAGUUCUUCGAAGGACUUACGGAGAUGUUCACUACACUUCCUGUUCAUGACCAUGUGGUUCUGGUGGGUGAUUUUAAUAUUAAUUUUUACGAAUCUGAUAAUUACUGUACACGUACGCUAUGUGAGUUCUUAAUGUACACGAAUCUCAAACAGAUUGUUAAUAAGCCUACUCACUUUACUGCUCACAGUGAGACAUUAAUAGAUUUAGUCUGUGUAGAUGGUAACACUAGUGAAGUAUGGGUAGACUAUAUACAUGAGCUUAGCAGUCAUGCGUUCUUAUCAUUUGAAUUUAAUAUACGCAAAUAUAAACCUAAGCCUCUUCGAAAAUCUUAUAGAAAAAUUAGUAGCAUUAAUGAAAAUGAUCUCAAAAACUAUUUAACAAAUUUCAAUCAACAAUGUCUUAAUAUAUAUGACGUCAAUAGUCUUGUUUCUCAAUUUAAUAGUAUGUUAUUAUCUGUUUUCGAUUCCUUAGCACCUCAGUUAUGUGGACUUUUUAAAGAGUCCCAAUAUCCGUGGAUUACUUACAACAUCAACGAAAUGAUUCGUACUCGUAAUGAGGCACACAUAAGAUCGCGACAUACUCAGAAAGAUACUCACAUAGCGUACUAUAAGGAUCUGAAAUCAGAAGUUGAACUAGCAAUUCAUAGAGAGAAGGGUGCAUAUUUUACUCAAUUCAUAAAUAAUAACGCUAAGAGACCGAAGUUCAUGUGGAAGCAUUUAAAGAAUAUUUUAGCCUAUAAGAAAAAACGGGAUACCACGUGCCUACCAGAUCAUUUGUCAGAACCGAAUAAUUUUAAUAGAUUUUUUCUAACCUUGCCCGGAAAUAGUGACGUGGCAUCUAGUGACAUACAUUACUACACGAAAAAUAGACAUUUCUCUAAUUGCUUCGUUCUAAAACAGGUAGACGAGAUAACAAUUCUAAAAACUCUACGGAGUAUUAAAUCUAAAGCGAUAGGAGCUGAUGGUAAGUAG